Molecule: messenger RNA, 597 nt
Organism: Cucurbita moschata (crookneck pumpkin)
Lineage: Eukaryota; Viridiplantae; Streptophyta; Magnoliopsida; Cucurbitales; Cucurbitaceae
Exons: 2
Coding region: 31-597 (188 amino acids)
Molecular function (GO): hydrolase activity, hydrolyzing O-glycosyl compounds
Source: RefSeq, a predicted model, not a curated record
UGCGUGAAUUGGCCUUCCCACACACAGAGCAUGCUAAUAGAAGGUCUCAACCACAGGCCAUUAAAAGAGCUGGCAGAUGAGGCAAUCAAGUUGAGGUUUAAUUGUGUACGACUCACGUAUGCAACUCAAAUGUUCACUCGUUAUGCAAAUAGGACAGUUGAAGAGAAUUUUGACCUUCUCGAUUUAGAGCAAGCAAAAGCCGGAUUGGCUCAAUAUAAUCCUUUUGUGUUGAACAAGACUAUUGCUGAAGCCUAUGAAGCUGUUGUUGAUGUGCUUGGAGAGAGUGGUUUAAUGGUGAUUGCCGACAACCAUAUGAGUCAGCCAAGAUGGUGUUGCUCUCUUGACGAUGGCAAUGGAUUUUUUGGAGACCGCUAUUUUGACCCUCAAGAAUGGCUACAAGGUCUUAGCUUAGUUGCUCAACGCUUUUCCAAGAAAUCAACGGUGGUUGGAAUGAGCCUACGAAACGAGAUACGAGGAACCAAUGAAAAUGCAAAUGAUUGGAACAAUUAUGUUACUCAAGGAGUAACAACAAUCCACAACAUUAACCCAAAUGUUUUAGUGAUUGUUUCGGGCCUAAAUUUUGAUAAUGAUCUUUGA